Dryobates pubescens (Downy woodpecker) is the source of this 2208-nucleotide messenger RNA. RefSeq names its product Bardet-Biedl syndrome 7 (gene BBS7). Gene Ontology annotation, biological process: intracellular protein localization; intracellular transport; non-motile cilium assembly. The transcript has 19 exons. The coding region runs from base 32 to 2182 and encodes 716 amino acids. Lineage: Eukaryota; Metazoa; Chordata; Aves; Piciformes; Picidae. Gene Ontology annotation, cellular component: neuron projection; axoneme; membrane. The record is from RefSeq and is a predicted model, not a curated record. Gene Ontology annotation, molecular function: protein binding.
CCCCGGCCCGGAUCCGCUUCCUGCUGCCGCAAUGGAGCUGAGCCUGGCCCGCGUGGACUACCUGCAGGUGGGAGUGACAGCGCAGAAGACGAUGAGGCUUCUUCCAGCCUCGGGGCGAAAGGCGACGCAGAAGGUGGUUGUUGGUGAUCAGGACGGAGUUGUUACGUGUUUUGGCAUAAAAAAGGGGGAAGCUGUGCCGGUGUUCAAGACACUGCCGGGCAAAAAAAUUACAAGAUUGGAACUGGGAGGAGCUCUUAAUACACCACAAGAGAAAAUUUUUGUGGCUACAGGAUCAGAAGUUAGAGGUUUCACAAAAAGAGGGAAGCAGUUUCUUACAUUCGAAACUAACCUUACUGAAAGCAUCAAGGCAAUGCAUAUUUCAGGAGCAGAUCUCUUUCUCUGUGCAAGUUACAUCUAUAACCAUUACUGUGACUGCAAAGACCAGCACUACUACCUAUCAGGAGAUAAAAUCAAUGAUGUUCUCUGCCUUCCUGUGGAUAAAGUGAACUGCAUUACACCAGUCCUUGCAUGCCAGGAUAGAGUCCUCAGAGUUUUACAGGGAUCUGAUUUACUGUAUGAAGUAGAAGUUCCUGGACCGCCUACUGUUCUUGCACUAAACAAUGGAAAUGGGGGUGAUUCUGGAGAGGAAGUUGUGUAUGGAACUUCUGAUGGUAAACUGGGACUUAUCCAGAUUACUGAUGCAAAGCCUAUACCUAAGUGGGAGAUUGGAAAUGAAAAAAAGAGAGGAGGUAUCUUAUGUAUUGAUAGUUUUGACAUUAUGGGAGAUGGAGUUAAAGAAUUGCUUGUUGGAAGAGAUGAUGGAAUGCUAGAAAUCUAUAACUUUGAGAGUGCAGAUGACCCUGCCCUUCGAUAUGAUUAUGCCUUAUCAGAGAGCAUUGCAUCAGUCCAGGGUGGCUGUGUUGGAAAAGAUGGGUAUGAUGAAAUUUUAGCAUCCACAUACUCAGGCUGGCUGACAGGACUGACUACAGAACCUGUCCAUAGAGAAGGUGGAUCAGGUGAAGAACUAAAAUUAAGUCAAGAAAUGCAGAGCAAGAUUUCAUCCUUAAGGAGUGAAUUGGAACACUUACAGAUGAAAGUACAUCAGGAACGUGAAAAAUACCAGCAGUCUUCUCAGUCCAACACUGCUGUUUUAUCUGUACCUGCAUUUAGUGUAAAUGAUAAAUUUACAUUAAAUAAGGAUGAUGCCAGCUACAGCCUCAUCUUGGAGGUGCAGACAGCUAUAGACAAUGUCCUGGUGCAGAGUGAUGUCCCAGUAGACUUGCUGGAUGUGGAUAAAAAUUCUGCUGUUGUCAGUUUUAGCAGCUGUGAUUCUGAGCCAAAUAGCAACUUUCUUCUUGCCACUUACCGAUGCCAAGCAAAUACUACAAGACUGGAACUUAAGGUUCGAUCGAUUGAAGGGCAGUAUGGGACCCUUCAGGCAUAUGUAACUCCAAGAAUUCAACCCAAAACCUGCCAAGUUCAUCAAUACCAAAUUAAACCACUUUCUCUUCAUCAGAGAACUCAUUCUAUCGAUCAGGACAGACCCAUGAAUACACUGAUGCUCAAAGGCCAGUUCAGUUUUGCUGAAAUUCAUUCCUGGGUUGUCUUUUGCCUGCCUGAAGUCCCUGAAAAGACUCCAGCUGGAGAGAGUGUCACCUUCUAUUUUCAGAACACCUUCCUGGGUACACAGCUUGAAAGUACAUACAGAAAAGGUGAGGGAUGUUUCAAGUCUGACAACAUUUCUACAAUAUCCAUCCUAAAAGAUGUGCUUUCUAAAGAGGCUACUAAAAGGAAGAUCAAUCUCAGCAUAUCAUAUGAUGUAAAUGAAGAAUCUGUGAGGCACACUUUAAAGCUUAUCCACCCUAAAUUAGAGUAUCAGCAGCUGUUGGCCAAGAAGGUUCACUUAAUAGAUGCUUUGAGAGAAUUACAAGUCCAUGAGGGAAAUGUGGAUUUCUUGCUACCAAAAUACCGCAGCAUUUUGGAAGAAGCAGAUCAGCUGCUUGAGGAAUACAAGAGACAGCCUGCCCAUCUGGAGAGACUUUAUGGUAUGAUCACAGAUCUCUUCAUAGACAAAUUUAAAUUUAAAGGCACCAAUGUGAAAACCAAAGUUCCUCUUCUCCUGGAGAUUCUGGAUGGCUGUGAUCAAGACGGACUAAUUGCUUUCUUUGAAGCUGCAGCUUAACAAGGAGAAAGCAGAGUAACUUUUUU